Messenger RNA from Recurvomyces mirabilis, 1071 nucleotides. RefSeq lists its product as uncharacterized. Lineage: Eukaryota; Fungi; Ascomycota; Dothideomycetes; Mycosphaerellales; Teratosphaeriaceae. The record is from RefSeq and is a predicted model, not a curated record. The transcript is spliced from 2 exons. Bases 1 to 1071 code for a protein of 356 amino acids.
AUGCAGCCUGCCCCGCCCAUGAUAGAGAACCGGACUCGGGCAAAGGCAUCGUCAGAAAGGGUCAUCACCUGGGAGCUCAAUCGGGAGAUAUCUGCUAAGGACGAACUGGAUCAUGCUCGGAAAGGCCUCGCACACCAGCUGCAGCUCCAGCGCAAGAUCAUAUCAUUACAGGAUUCUAGUUCAGCCGGGCAGACAGGGCCCGAAGAUCUGAGAGCGAGCCUUGCUGAGCUUCGGCAUCAUGUCGAAGGUGUGAAAGCUUUCUUCGCCGGCUUGACGAACCCAAUGUUGUACAAUGAGCACAUCAGCUGGUCUCAGCGUACCGAUGAGUCCGCUGCUCACGAGGUUUUCGGUAUGCCCGAGAUGCUCGAGAUGAUCCUGGAAUACUUGAGCAUACGAGACAUCUUCGCCUUCCAGCAGACCACUUCUCAAGCCAAAACCAUGGUUACUGGCUCACCGAGACUCCAAUCACUACUAUUCCUGCGACCCGAUCCAGUAGAAGCUCCUUUUCGUCAGCCGCCGCUUGACGCCUUGGCUGGGCUUGAGCUUUGUCGGCCUUGUCCGCGUGUCGAUCCAACGGAAGUCCGUGUUGUUGUUUUGUAUCAGAAGACAAGACCGAAGCUCGGAGAGAAUUACAGAAGGAUGUUAGUUGCACAGCCUCCAGUGCACGAUAUGGACCUGACCAUCUCAUGCUGUAAUGGUAACGGAGGUCGACAGCGUAAUGUGACGAUUGGCAUCCACUGCGAUACUGGGUUCCGUUUCGGCAAUCUUCUGGAUCUUGCCGUACAGAAGCAGAUGGAACACCGACACUGUCCUUUCGCCGAACUAGACCUGCACGAUGAGGACGGAUUCGUCAGACCAGACGUGACAUUUGUCGGCCAUGCGUCGCGAUUGCCUCUCGUGACCGCUCUUGUCGCUGGAGCUUCGAGCCCGUGGUUUCGGGACGUUCUCGUGCCAGGGCCAACUACUGAUGAUUUCCAACAAGAGCUGCAUCAAUACAUCUUACACAAGCAACAGAGUGAGUCACUUCGCGUGGUUCCAGGCUGGAUAUCCCCAGUACUAAUGUACGCGUAG